AUGUCAUCAGCAAACAGGAAAAAUAUGGAAGAAUAUUCAGAUGAAAUUUGUUUGAAUGAAAAAGAGGAUUUAAUUGAAAAUGCAGAAACAAAAGAGGAUGACAUUUGUGCUACACCAGGAGUACAGUUUAAAGAUGAUUUUUCUGAUGUCAGAAGUGACUCACAAGACAAUAAGAAUAUGCUAUCAUCAAAAACUUUAGACGAUGUUCUCACAUAUAUAAAAUUUGGACGUUUCCAGAUUAAGAUGAUGAUUCUAACAUGUCAUGGAUAUUUUGCAGUGUGUUCAGAGAUGAUGCUAAUCAUAUUUUUGACAGAACCUUUAAAAAAAGAAUGGAAUAUAGCAAAUAUGACUUAUCCAUCUUUACUAGUACUGGGCGCAGUUGGAGGAAUUCUUGGUGGAGUGGUCACAGGCAUUGUUAGUGACAAAUAUGGGAGACGAACACCAUUCUUGAUAAGUACUGUUAUAUUAGCAGUGUUUUCAGUCCUAGCACCAUUUGUGAACAGCUUUUCCCUGUUUGUAUGCGUGAGGACAUUGAUUUCAGCUGGAGAAGGAGGACUAGGAACUCUUGUACAUGUACAAUUGCUGGAAUUCCUUCCUAUAAAAAAUCGUGGUAGUUGCUUGGUAACCAUCACCUUGUGUGGUACAUUGGGGGCAGUAUAUGCAGCAGCAAUGGCUUGGUGGCUUCUGUCACGUUAUGGUUGGCGGAUAUUCAUGGGAGCAUGUGCAGUUCCAACUGUGGUACAAAUUCCUCUCAGCUUUCUUUUGAUCAAGGAGUCCCCUCGCUUUCUGUUUGUGAGUGGCAAGGAGGAGUCAGGGAUUUCAUUAUUGAAGGAAAUGGCCAGACAGAACAAGAAACAAAUGCUAGAAGUGAACAUUGACUGCCCAGCCAGUACAAAUCGUGGUCGUAUGAAAGACCUUUUGACCCCUGCUCUUCGAGGUCGUACUCUGGUGAUCUCUGCGAUCUGGCUGCUACAGUGUGUUGGAUACUGGGGUGUGACACUGUUUCUUCCAACAUAUAUGGCUUCAGUGGGAAUGGAGCCUUACCUAAACACCUUUAGUAUUUUCAUUGGCCAGAUCCCUGGCAUGUUCUUAGCCAUCAUUACUAUAGAACCACACAUGUUAGGUCGUAUACGUUGUCUACGAUUCUUCUCAUUAUUCACAUGUAUAUCCCUUGUACUGUUUGCUUUUAUUGAUGAUGUUGCAGCUAAAACUGUGAUUGUGAUAGUGUGUUAUUUCUUUAUGGUACCAAUGUAUUCUAUCCUAAACACUCUCACACCAGAAAUGUACCCUACUGAUAUAAGGACCACAGCCCUUGCCUUUAUCUCAGUACUGAUUGGUCUUCCAAGCCUCUUUACACCAUUCCUUAGUGCAGGUGUACUCUCUACUGGUGUGCUAUGGCUGUACCCAGUUGUGUGGGGAGCAUGCUUCCUGAUGCAGACAAUUCUCACUUUCUUCCUUCAUCAGGAAACAGCAGGAAAGAAAUUAGAUGAUAGAAAAGUAUCAUAGUUUAAUUACAUGUGUAAGAUUGUUUUUUAUUUACAGUGAUGGAAUGGAUUAGGUGUCUGACAAUCUUUAUCACCAGCUCUCCACGUCUGGGUCUUUGGUUUGAGGCCUACAUGGAGUAGUCACCAUGUACUUUCCAAAGGUGGUUUAUCUUUAGAAUCUCUAGCAUUCUCUCACUUACCAAACCAGGUGCAUCCUUAAAUGACAGUGGCUGUUUAAAGGAUAUAAAACAACGAUGAACAAAUUAUUUUUCAUUCUGCUUCCUCAUCCUCACAACAGCGAAAGUCAAAUGAAGAUUGGAGCUUGUUGAUUUAUAUAAGAUCAUAUCAUUGUUAUCCUGCAAUAAAUUAAGAGGCCCAACACAUUACCAAGUACUUCAGAUUAGAGUCAGAGGAUGGGUUAAUUACAGGACCAUAAUAGUAUUGGUUGGUUACAAUUCUAGCGAAAAGAAUAAUUUUGUGACAGUGCACUCUCCCAUGAAUGCAAAGAGUGUCAUUUUAAUAUGUUGCAGCUGGCUGGUACUAAAAGGGGACCAGGGGCUCAUAGACUCAUGCACAUCUUUUUCCAGGUUUAGCCAAAUUAUCUUUAAUUGGAUAAAAGAUUGGUGCUACUUUAUGUAUGUAUGGAAGAUCAUCAAUUCAACAUGUUUGGACUAUAAUCAUACUGCCAUUUCUACUCACUACAUUUCACCUAAGUAUUUAUAAGAUUACACAACAGCUAAAAAGUCUAGUGAUUUCAUUAUCAUUUGUCUGACAGUGUUAAAGCCAUCGAAAUGUCACACUUUAAGUUUUUAGCUGGUUGUGAUAUCUAUUCAGUGUUGCUAGUUAUUUUUAAAUGCGUGUUCAUAAUUUUGUAUAAAAGUCACAGUGGUGAAUAUCAAAUUUCUAUACAGAUUUAGAAUUGGAUGCAAUUGAGCCAAAAAUUGAAUUAAACUGCAUCAUGAAACGACUUUAGUUUUAGUCUAUUGAGAAAUAUCAACAAAAGGUGUGCAUCACAGAAUCUGAAUACAGAUGCUAAUAUGGUGACCCAUAUAACAGUGUACCCCACCAGACUGUCUUAUAUGGGGAGUGAAAGUUUAUGGUACUUUUAAGACCAUAUCUUUGUACAUGUAGUGGCAAUACAGUAGUAUUAAUGAAAUCCAUUAUAAACAGGGAGAAAGCAAUUUGAAGCAUUGUCAGUGACUCGUGGUCCUGACUCUCACUCUCUGCAUGAGCAUCAGGGCCGUGGGUUACCAAUAAUAAAUUUGAUGAUUCACUGUUUGACUCAUGAAGUUCCACUCUGGAGAAAACAUUUUUA
Ylistrum balloti is the source of this 2799-nucleotide messenger RNA. RefSeq names its product synaptic vesicle 2-related protein-like. The transcript has 4 exons. Lineage: Eukaryota; Metazoa; Mollusca; Bivalvia; Pectinida; Pectinidae. Gene Ontology annotation, biological process: transmembrane transport. The coding region runs from base 1 to 1506 and encodes 501 amino acids. Gene Ontology annotation, molecular function: transmembrane transporter activity. Gene Ontology annotation, cellular component: membrane. The record is from RefSeq and is a predicted model, not a curated record.